UCGGAGAGUUUGAGUGAACUACACACUCGUAGUGAGAGCUGACCCGACGGUAUCGUCCCGAUAUGAGCCAUGGUCGGCGAGUAUUGCUCUUUCUCUAGGGAUAAGACGGACAUGCACUCCCAGAGAAACUCUAAGAACGGACUAAGUUGCAAAAUGGUGCUUCAAGCGGUCGGAAAAGUUUUAAGGAAGUCAAAGACAAAGCCAAAUGGAAAGAAGCCUCCAGCAGAAGAGAAGAAGCAAUACCUCGAGCUGGAGUUCACAAAGAUCCGCGUGGUGGAUUUUGACCUGAAGGAGCUGGUGGUUCUGCCCCGAGAAAUAGACCUCCACGAAUGGCUUGCCAGCAACACAACUACAUUCUUCAAUCUUAUCAACUUGCAGUACAGCACCAUCUCGGAGUUCUGCACUGGGGACAGCUGUCAAGCCAUGACGGCAUGCAACACAAUAUACUACUGGCAGGACGAGAAGGGGAAGAAGACAAAGUGCACUGCGCCACAAUACGUUGACCUUGUUAUGAGUCUUUGUCAGAAACUGGUCACCGAUGAGGAAGUGUUUCCUACGAAAUAUGGCAAAGAAUUCCCCAACUCCUUUGACACGUUGGUGAAGAAGAUCUGCCGCUACCUGUUCCAUGUGCUGGCUCACCUCUACUGGGCGCACUUUAAAGAGACAGUGGCACUGGACCUGCAGGGCCACUUGAACACUCUCUAUGCACAUUUCAUUGUUUUCGUAAGGGAGUUCAACCUGGUCGACCCCAAGGAGACCUGCAUCAUGGACGACCUGUCCGAAAUCCUGUGCGUCCCCGCCCCGCCGCCGCCCUCGACCGCGCCGGCACCCUCCUCGCCGACUUCGUCUCCCUCUCCUUCGUCACAAAACCACGUGACGGAGAGAUGAGGGGAGGCGCCGCCGAGAUGCCGGCCCGGGGGCGACAGAGGAUAAGAAAGGAGAGAAGGAAAGACGGCCUGGCCGCCUUCCGCCGUGUGCCAGCGGGACUUGACAGACCUUCCACACUACACUUGCGUAUUCCGCUGCAACACCAACCAACCAGUCGGGUGAACAAGAGAGGGGAGGGGGGGAUUGGCAGGAAUUGGGGAGGGUGGGUGGUAGCGAGGGGUUUGUAACGCCAGCAGGAAUUGGCGUGAACGUUUCUCCCAGGGAUUAAAAGAAAAAAAAACAUCCCUCCCAUCUUCUCUGCCAUUUAAACUAGGACAAAAAUUAAGGCUGUGUUUCAUUUGUUUAGUUUAAUUUCACUUUUACUUUUGUUGGAGAGUUAUUUGGUUCAAUUUUUGUUGUUGUUUAGUUGGGUUGAAGGUGUGAGAUUGUGUGUGUGUGUGUGUGUGUGGGGGGGGGGGGGGGGGGGGAUUGGCUCUGCUGUCUCUGCUCUAACUAGCACACUUCCUGUCCACGAGGGGGCUAUACUUUGCUUGGAGCCACUCUUGCCCCGGGUUUGUGUCGGACGGACAAGCGGCGUCUCUGCUGGCCUCCUCCCGAUAGCGCGAAGCACCACGCUGGCCCUGAGCGCCUUGAUGGUUAAUAUUAGCCAGUCCCCGGUUUGGGUUGUUUAUGUGGGCCUUGAUUCAAGGCACCUCCUACUCAGGACCUGAGAGUUUUGUCACUGCUGCCGGAGAGGCUUUUCUCUCUUUUCAUUCUCUGUCCCUUUAGUUGGCCAAAUCCACCACGUGACCUACACGUACUAAUAGCGUGGCCCCAAAACAAACAUGUUGUGGAACUUACUCCCCUCUAGAGGGCAGCAAAGAUAAAAAUGCACAGAAAGAUGGACAGAAAAAUGUAAGAUUGUAUAUUAGAUAUUUAAUCUGAUCAGAGAAAUGGUGAUACUUUAACAUAGUGGUGGCUGGAGUGCUGGUUUCAGGGUGGCGCACCCCCGCACCCCCCUCCACAACCUCUACCCAAACACACACACCUGCCGCAGCAGCUCAGAUGGACAAAGACAUGAUGUCAUGUCUGCAGUCCCCCACACAGCAACAUGCAGAGAAAGGCGAGGGGGGGGGGGGUGCAGCGUGCUGGCGGAGAGCUGCAAAUCUCCAUUCUUUUCUUCUUCGUUCAUUGUUUAGUUUUCCAUGUCCCUUUUUAAAAUUUGCUUUUAAAAAGACUAUGAAAGGAAAAUUAGUUUGGAAAUAACAAUAGAUACCAUUACACAUAGAAGAAAACAACUUCUGCUUGGACUUCUGUCAGACAGCUUCUAUGUGGGAGGAGGAUUGAGUUUAUAUUUGUCCCUUCUUUAAUUUAUUUUUGUUUUCUUUUUUGCAGGGUUCUUCAGUUCUGGCUCUUGUUUUUAUGUAUUUUAAUUAUUAACUAAGUUAAAAGCAAUUUAAUAUUUCAAGCUCUGCUGAUUAUAAUCUAAUAAAAGAAAAAGGUCAUUCUGA
Messenger RNA from Hippocampus comes (tiger tail seahorse), 2378 nucleotides. It is a transcript of the gene mob2a, whose product is annotated as MOB kinase activator 2a. Bases 70 to 888 code for a protein of 272 amino acids. The record is from RefSeq and is a predicted model, not a curated record. NCBI's taxonomy places the organism in Eukaryota, Metazoa, Chordata, Actinopteri, Syngnathiformes, Syngnathidae. The transcript is spliced from 5 exons.